Chroicocephalus ridibundus (black-headed gull) is the source of this 12086-nucleotide messenger RNA. It is a transcript of the gene C2CD5, whose product is annotated as C2 calcium dependent domain containing 5. Gene Ontology annotation, molecular function: calcium-dependent phospholipid binding; calcium ion binding. Bases 7113 to 10655 code for a protein of 1180 amino acids. Gene Ontology annotation, cellular component: plasma membrane. Gene Ontology annotation, biological process: positive regulation of protein targeting to membrane; intracellular protein transmembrane transport; protein localization to plasma membrane. NCBI's taxonomy places the organism in Eukaryota, Metazoa, Chordata, Aves, Charadriiformes, Laridae. The record is from RefSeq and is a predicted model, not a curated record. The transcript has 30 exons.
UGUUUUUAUUGUCUAUACAUUAAAGACUUUAAUGUUUAAUAACUCACAUCAUCACGUCUAUUCCAAAUGGAACACAAGAAGCAAAAGUAUCACAUGGCUAUUAAGAACUGCAUUCACUCCAUGUUUUAGAAUACAAAGAUUUACUGUUUUGAUUGUAAUCCAAUUUAAUCUCUCUAAUGCACCAGGAAAUAACUCGCAUAUCUUGUGAAGGAUCUUGAAGACUACUCUAUAGAUAGUUUAUGCAGUUACUAUACUUAAAAUAGUCUCCUUCGAGACGCAGACUGACUUGCUGAGCAGUCUGUAUGUACUGCCUGUGCCAUAGCUGUUGAUGAGACAAACUAUAAGGCCCACAGCUUUAAUAAGCAUUAAUCAACUUCCAAAUUUCAGGAUGCUGAUCUUUGAUCCUGACAGCAAUUUCAAUAUAUAAACAUACACAUUCAUUAAUAUUUCCAUGUGUUGGGAUGGGACCUGAAAAAAAUGAUUUACUUAUUACAUUCAUACAGGAAAAAGGAAGAGAAAAUAUCAACAAUGUUAAGCAGAAUAAAAAAACCCCAGCAAAUACAACCAUUUUAAUAACUGUGUAAGUCUAAUACAUAUUACAAUCACAGUUAAAUAUUUCCUUUCUUUGUCUCAGCCCUUAAAAGGAAGAAGGGCAGAAACGUUUAAAGUGUCACUGAAGGGCUAAUUAUCUUCUAAUGAUAUAAAUACUUCUGCUGACAAUUACAUUUAAUUAAAUUAUUAACUAGGUGUUGACUAAUUAACUAGGGCUUUGUAAGCGUGAAGCACUCUGAAUAGCUAUUAUUAUUGUACUGCUUGUAACUAAAUAUCUUUGCUAGAGCACUUGUACACAGGAUUCUGCUGCAAUCUGUGAACUGAUAUCCCAAUUACGCCAUUGCCACUCAUUGCUCAUAAAACGCACAAAGUCAUACGCAAUGUUAUUUCCCUCACAGAACUGUAAGAAAGAUAAAUGAUAUCCAAUUACUAGCUGAGAACAUGACAUCAGAUCCAGUUGUUUGAUUCCCCUAGCAGGUAAUUGCGUACAUUCCCGUGUUAGCGAACAUUUAUUUUCUCCAAUUUCUUUUAAGUCUAUAUGGAAAUUGAGACCUUCAUACAGCAAUAAUAGCAUGAAACGGAAUAUUCUGAUGGUGCUCUGUUCUGAUGAACUGCUUACGAAUCCCGAAUUGCUGAUGUCAACAGAAGAUUGAUUUGAGUAGACCAUUGGAAAGAUGUCACAUUCAAAAGAAUAUGAAGUGUUGGGAUCUCGUUUCCAAAGAAAAUACUUCAUUUGAUAUCCAGAAAACAAGUAUACAAAAACAAUUAAAAAAUAUAAUUUUAGGUCUAAGACGUAUUGGGCCUUAUUUUUACCCUCUUAACGUAAGCCUUGAGAAUAAUUCUUGGCUUCUGUUUUUCCUCAAAGGACAGCCAGGUUUUAUUCAAUUGACUAGACCUGCAUGGGAAUAAUAUUUUAGAACAUCAUCGGAAUUACAGAGUUUUCAUUGGAUAAGCUUUUUUUCAUACAUAUUGUAAGAUAUUAGCACAUUUAUCUGUAUCUGACUAUCUGUUGUAUCACCAGUACAGUAUUUGAAUUCCCUGACAAUGUUUUACUUCAACAAUUGAUUCCAAGAUGCUGUCUCCAAAUAAGUUCCGUACUUGGUUCCUAUAUAAUAUAAAAGAAUAGACUAUAUUACCAUCUAUCACCAGCGUCAGCUCAAUUAGUUCCGUUAGCCUGGGAACGACUUUGAAUAGAUUCAGGACAGAAGUAAACCACCCAUGUUUACCAUUACUCAUAUCACAUACAGUGAUGUCACAGGGUGACAGUCAUGGAGGACCAAAGCCUGCCCACAGUCACCUUCCUGCUUCAUGUAGUGCGUAUCUUGGCAAGGCCAUGGGCCUUUUCUUUUUUUCUUCUCAAUCACAGGCCAGCAAAAAAAUGCAGUCUUGGUGAUGGAACCAGAGAUUCUAAGUGCCCCCAGUGAUUCAAGAUUACAGGCAAUUAAAAAAAUGCCUAUCUUUGACAACUUGCUCAAUGAUAACUCACAUUUCCUUUAGUCAUGUCUACAUAUUUUGAGUUUUAAUUUGUCCUGCUCAAACUUCCAUCCUCUCCUUAUCAUGCCUGCUAUAUUAGAGACCCUUAUGGUAGCAGGAAUUUGCUCAUGUAGAUAGUAAUGGACAUUAAUACUGCUCUUAACCUCCUAUUUAAACAGGCUAACUACAUUGAGCUCCUUCAGCGUAAAUCAGAAACCUCAGUAAUGAAGCCUUGUACCCCCCAGGAGUUCAUAAUAAAACCCAUCUCUUCAUUUCAGUGAGAGAGUUUCACCUUACUGAUUUUAUUGAGACAGGAUUUCACUCCACAUCUUUUAAUCUAACGAGAGGUACUGGGGGUUGCAAUGCCAAAUCAAAUACACGCAGGCCAUAAUAAAUAGUAGUGAUCAGGAUUUUGCCCUUGUCUAAAUCCUUGUAGCGGGCACACAGCACAGCACACAUAGUCAGAGAGGAAGUUGUUGGGUUUUUUUUUCCCGGGAUAUAGUGGUCCUUUACUAAGGACGUGUAUAUAUAUAUAUCUAUAUGGAUGUAUGUACAUAUAUGUCUAUGGAUAUAGGGUCUCUCUGAGCAUUAUUAAAAAUAUUUUUGGGUUGGUUUCCUGUAGAUUUCAGCCAGAUUGUUUUGAAAAAUGUAGUUUUACAAAGAAAUACCAGGAUUUUUCCAGAAACCAAAAACUCACGCUGCAGAGUUUUCUUUGUUGGUAACAGCUGACAAAGACUCCUGUUUCAAAGACUACUUAUCACAGUAACUGCAGUUACAAUCUUCUGUGAAUGCUAAUAAGUAAAAGCAGAUAUCAAGUCUCUUUGGUGUGUUUCAACAAACUAAAAAAACCAAAAAACCCUUUUUCAUUCAUUUUCGUUCAAAUCAUCUCAAUGCAAUAUAAUCAAAAAGCACUUUUCCACAUGGUUAAGCAUAAAACAAAAUACAACACAAAAUCCUAUCAUACUUAAAACUGGAAAAGAAGGGAUCUUUACAUUUAGACGGCAAAGUCUCCCAGCUUCCCCACACAAAACUCUCCUAUUUUUAUGACACUCAUUGUUCCACACAAGAUGUCUUUAAUAUUGUAAUUAGCAAUAUUCUUGCUUGUAUAAUUGUGUUAGAAUGCCAUUUAAUACACGUCAAUACCUGCUCAAAAUAAGAGAACACUGUUCUUUAAGCAUAUCACACUUGUUAUCUUGCUGAAACAUGACUUCUGUUGUCACAACCUGCUAAAAACAUCAAUUUUAAGCAGAAGGGAAAAAAACGGGCAAGAAACAAAGUGGAUACUAAACUGCAAAGUCAGAUGUCCUAUCUCUUUUUUUUUUAAUGAUGAAAACAGACCUCAGUAUUUUCUGUAGACUGCUGGCAUGCAUAUUACUGAGAAAAUACAUACUAUAGAUUUAGUUUCACAUAUAUCCAUUAUAUUGAACAUAGUUUGCCUAAAACAGAGGGAAAUUAAUACUAUUUUAUAUGCCUCAAAUAGUUUAUAUAUUCUAGUGCUUUGCCUAAACUUUCAGCUGAGUCCCUCCUACCUUUCACUUCCCGUAAACCCCUGCUGGCCCUACCGCACUGGAAUACUAUUGCCAUGAAAUGUCUUAAGCAACAUGCUAAUUUGUGGAAAGACAAGUCACAAGUCUCAUUUUGCCAGUAUAGAAAGUCCUCAGUCCUAAAACAGAUACAAUACACAAACAGGUUUCUUAAUGCAGUAAAUCAUAUCUAACUGAUCUUUCCAAGAAUCUAAGAAACAGAUUUGAAGUGGUUCUCCAAAACAGGUGUUUUUCUUUUCCAGUCCUUUGACUACUAAAAACUGCCAUUGAAAAGCUGUAUCCUUAGACAGAAAUUUUUUGAGAAAGAAAUAGGCAUUGCGUUAAUCCCUGUAUUUCAUAAUCCCACAGAGAGGGAGAUGUUCACUAGGCAACACUGGUAAAACUUCUCUGGAACUUUAUUUCCUGUUGGAAAUACUACACUUGAAGAAAAAACAUGGCCUGUUCAGGGAGUCUUCAGGCGGAAUUAAAAAGAAUGUUCAGAGGAAUGAAAAAAUACCUAUGAUGGAAGAAUGGAAAAAUUAAAGUUACUUACUUCAAACAUGUCAAUUAAAAAAAAAAAAGUUAGAUGGUAAGUUCAUUAAAAAAAAAAUCCAUAACAAACUUUGCAUGAAUAAAGGGAACAAUUCUUCCUUCUCUCAUAACGUAAGAGAUGGAAGUCCACAAGUGAAAUCGAUAUGUAAAUUCAAAAUAAAAAGGAGAUAAAUUUUCCAAAGCAGGUAGGUAGUUAACCCAUGGACCCUCUUGGCACAGAUGCCAUACAUUAAACAAAAAGUUUACCUAAAAGAAUAUGUACCAGUUAUUACCAGGCUAAUCCAGUAAAAGACUUUUAAUAUUUCUAAAGGGAUCAUCUGUUCUCUAGGUUCAGUGGAUAAGACAAGAACAGAUUUGUAUUUCAUCACGCCACCCCCCCUCCCCAGUUUUAACUUCAGAAAAAAAUCUUUUUUAAAAAGUUUGAGAAUAAGAAGCACUGAGGCGGAUUGUCUGGGUAGAGAGGUCUUUAAGAGUCAGGACUGCUGCCUGGAACCUGCCCGGAAGAGCUUACGGAAGAGCUUACCGUGUUAAAUGUUCUCUGAAACAUUUCCCUAUGAGCAAGCAUCUGGUACAAUAAUGCUCAAACUGUUCAAGGAUUGUCGCAAAUUGUAGCUACUGCAUGUACAUUUAGCCAGGUAUUUGCUGUAUGUAUUAACUGGUCAUUAGUCAGGAAAAUCGUCCAAUCUUCAGUGAACAAUAAGAGCUCCAGAGUUUUGUUUGGUGUGUUCAGUGGCUAAAGAGGCAUUUAGGAAGACCCUGGCAUAGCAAACAUGUUUGGUAGAGCCACCUACCCAUCUCUAAAGAGACAGAACUAAACUACAUUUGUAUCCUUUUACUUAUAAUGUAUAAGGCAGUUUCAAUCUUUUGUUCAAUGGGCUAGAAAUCCCUCUUCCAAAUUAAAGAAUUUUUUUUUCAAGGAUUCAUGUCCUUGGAAGUUAAAAAAAAUUUUCUGUGUGUCACAAAAUAUGCUGUAAAAUUGCAGCAACCACACAGCAUUUCCUAAUUAUCGUUGCAUAGUAAUUUAGCUAGCAAAAGAAGCAAAGAAAAAAAAAAAGAAUGUAUGACAAAGUUUACAUUGUUUUUACUUGUUUGUAGUCGAGAACUUCUUUUACAUGCCCUAAAUCUUGGGCUAUAAAGCAGUACCCCAUCAAUUAGUGAAGGCUAAACAAUGCUGUAUCUAACAUGGGCAACACAAUGUUUUUUUUUUUUUUUUUUUGUAGUCCCAUCUUCUGCUAGUAGUUUUCUACUCUAAUAGGGAUGUUAAGACACAGGAAUGGCUAUGUUAACAAGUAAUGUAGUGGAUCAAUGGCCUAUCUUUAGGGUGAAACAGUGCUGAGGACCUAGCACCCACACCAUAUGCAAUUCAGGGGGUUUAAUUUCAUACUAGCUUUAAUUUGCCGUGACAGCCCAAACGCCCUUAAACAGCUAGAACGUAUUCGGUGUGUUGCUAGCUUACACUUUUCAGUUUAGUCUUAUCCAAAUGAAAUAUUCUGUUCAUAUUCUCUGUAACUGCUCGAUUAUGUGAGCCAAAUGAGCAUUUAAGCAGGUGAGAUCAGGAGACUCCACUCAAAAAGCAUGUUUGUGGUCUAAACUAAAACCCUAACAUUAGUAGCGUGUUUUCUGAUUUUGAUUCCCUUCCUGGGUCUUUGCUCUUCACUGCUAUCCUGCCUUGGGAGCAGUUUCAUGCCACUCAAACAAGGAUGGAUGAGGAAGAAAAAUGCAUCCAGCCUGUUUAUCAUUUACUCGGAUAUGAUGAAUACUAGCAACAGUAUGAACUGUUCCAAAGAUAACGUUACAGGAAGCUAAAGAGAGGAAGUGCUGUAUUAAUGAGACUAAACGCAGCUAACUGGAAGACAGAUAGCCAACGACCUUCUACACAUUAAUUUGCUGUGCCACACACUACUGUAUUUUGUUCAUAUGGUUUGUGUUUGCAGUAUCACAUUCCAGCCCAUAACAUUAUUUAGUCUUUUUGUAAGAUUAGAAGGAAGGGAAAAUAAUCCAACCAGAUCUACUAUUUGGCUCAACACCUGGGGACUGCUUAAUCAAAACACAAGGGUUCUUUUGUAGUCCUGUUCCCAAGCACGCCAGCGGUACAACCCAUGACCCACAGAUUCUCACACAGCCUGGUUCCACGCUCCCGUGGGCACACACUUGAUGCAACUCCCGGCCAGCCCCGCUCCUUUGGCUCGCCCCGAGCUUCCACAGCGCUAUUUCCUAAACAAAGAGCUUUUCAGGCAUCAAAAAGUCAAAACCUGGCUACAAGAACCAUAUCAAAUCCUAUUUCUGAUAACUAAAUUCCAUUUAAUCUAUUCAUAAUCCCUCAAGUACUGCAAAUAUUUGUCUUUGAUUAAGAAAAAACCCCCCAAACCCACGGGGUUUGGUUUAAAUCCUUUCCAGGACUCUCCCCUCGAGUGCCUGGAGAUGCACUCAUGAUCCACACCGCCCCUUCGACGGGCCCUCAAGCCCGAGGCUGCAUCAGCUCGUUCCCCAGGAAAGGCCCGAGGCAGAGCAGGCCCGAGCCACCCGCCGGCAGUCUGCGGUUCAGCCCGAGGGCUGGGCGCGCCUAGCACGACACUGGGCUCGGCCGCCGCAGACACAAGGCCGGAUGUGUGUCGAGGCGCGACGCUGCCCCAUCCCGGCUGCCAGCGGGAUGGAGCCAGCCCCGUCCCGUCGCGUCCCGUCCCACCGGUGCCCCGGGCCGCCCGCGGCCGGAACCGCAGUCCCGGGCAUCGAUGACUCGGCGGUCCAGCGCCCUGACUUCCCUUAGAAGCGCCGCCACAGCGCUAGCGCCGAACCCAUCGACGAGUCGGCGUUCGACUUCCAGCAGGGUCUCCGUGCCCGCAGCGCCAUCUUGGCGGUGGGGCGGGACGCCCCGGGGCAGCGCCGCUCAGAGCCGGGGGUGGGGUGUGGGGGGGUGGUGUGUCGGAUGACCGCCGGCUCCCCGUCCCCGCUGCCUACGCCCGCUUCGCCGGCCGCUUACCGCGGUGACCCGGCGGGGGGAGGUGGAGGAAGAUGCCGGGGAAGCUGAAGGUCAAAAUCGUGGCAGGGCGCCAUUUGCCGGUGAUGGACCGUGCCAGCGACCUGACCGACGCCUUUGUGGAGGUAAAAUUUGGAAAUACAACAUUUAAGACAGAUGUGUAUCCGAAAUCUCUUAAUCCUCAGUGGAAUUCUGAGUGGUUCAAAUUUGAAGUAGAUGAUGAAGAGCUGCAAGAUGAGCCUCUCCAGAUCACAGUUCUUGAUCAUGAUACCUACAGUGCUAAUGAUGCCAUUGGCAAAGUGUACAUAGAUAUUGAUCCUUUGCUCUACAGUGAAGCAGCUACAGUUAUUUCAGGAUGGUUUCCAAUUUAUGAUACCAUUCAUGGUAUACGUGGGGAGAUCAAUGUGGUGGUGAAAGUAGAUCUCUUCAAUGAUUUAAACAGAUUUAGGCAAUCAUCGUGUGGAGUCAAGUUUUUUUGCACUACAUCUAUUCCUAAGUGUUACAGAGCAGUAAUAAUUCAUGGAUUUGUGGAAGAACUUGUAGUUAAUGAAGACCCAGAAUACCAGUGGAUAGACCGAAUUCGUACACCAAGGGCGUCAAAUGAGGCUAGACAAAGACUUAUUUCACUCAUGUCAGGUGAAUUGCAAAGGAAGAUUGGCUUGAAGGUGCUUGAAAUGAGAGGAAAUGCUGUUGUUGGUUAUUUGCAGUGUUUUGAUUUGGAGGGAGAGUCUGGACUAGUAGUGCGAGCCAUAGGAACAGCCUGCACGUUGGAUAAAUUAAGUAACACAUCAGCAUUUUUACCUGCAUGUAACUCCCCAUCCAAAGAAAUGAAGGAGAUUCCCUUCAAUGAAGAUCCCAAUCCCAAUACUCAUUCAUCAGGACCCUCCACCCCUCUGAAAAACCAAACCUAUUCCUUUUCACCUUCCAAGUCCUACAGUCGACAGUCCUCUUCUUCUGACACAGAUUUGAGUUUGACACCCAAAACUGCACCCUCCCCGCAGGGACCUAGGAUUUUCCUGUUUCCCAGCUCCCCUACACUCUCUUGUGAUUCCCCACAUCUUAAAAAGUCCUGUCUCCUCCUCUCGGGGUCUAGCCUUAACCCUCUACACUCUAGCCAUGUCAGCCCAGUUGUUCUGAGGAAAAGUGUUUCUUUCACUGAAGAGCUGCUUCUGGCUGCUUCUGGAAUGGGCAGUGGGAGUGCUGGAAAAGAAGGGGGGCCAUUUAAAACUCUCUUAAGACAACAGACUCAGUCAGCUCUGGAACAAAGGGGAGGAUCGCCUCAUAGGUUCUGUAGAAGGCGGGAAUUUCCAUUUUUUACGUUGACGACCUUUCCACCAGGCUUUCUUGUCCACGUUGGCGGUGUUGUCAGUGCACGGUCUGUGAAACUCCUGGAUCGCAUUCACAAUCCUGCCUUUGUCGGAAUUAUGGGUAACACAAGAUCAUACAAACUGCUAGACUGGAAUAGUUUCAAUUCAGAUGAACCAGAGACACGAGAUGCAUGGUGGGCAGAAAUCAGACAAGAAAUAAAAUCCCAUGCCAAGGCAUUGGGUUGUCAUGCUGUAGUGGGCUACAGUGAAUCAACUAGCAUUUGUGAAGAGGUCUGUAUUUUGUCCGCGUCUGGCACAGCAGCUGUACUGAACCCUAGGUUUCUUCAGGAUGGCACCAUGGAAGGCUGUUUGGAACAAAGGUUGUCUUGGCAGCCUGGCUUCUUUUCCAUAGGGUCAGAGAAGGGAGAGGUUGAUUUUUUUCCUCAGAGCCAAGAUAGUUCUUCUCUAUUAGGGAUCGAAGAAGCUUCACCACCAGGUUGUGGAUUUUGCCAUAUACCAUAUGAUGAACUGAACAUGCCAUUCCCUGCUCACCUCACUUACUGUUACAACUGCAGGAAGCAAAAAGUUCCUGAUGUCCUUUUCACCACAAUUGAUCUUCCUGUAGAGGCAAUAGUUAUUGGGAAGGGAUGUCUUAUUCAAGCCAGGUUGUGCCGUCUAAAGAAGAAAGCUCAAGCUGAAGCAAAUGCGACAUCUAUCAGUAAUCUUUUGCCAUUUAUGGAAUAUGAAGUGCACACACAACUGAUGAAUAAACUUAAGCUGAGAGGAAUGAAUGCUCUGUUUGGGCUGAGAAUUCAGAUCACUGUGGGUGAAAAUAUGCUAAUGGGGUUGGCAUCUGCAACAGGUGUGUACCUAGCAGCUUUGCCAACACCUGGUGGUAUUCAGAUUGCUGGGAAGACUCCAAAUGAUGGCACCUACGAGCAGCAUAUAUCUCACAUGCAAAAGAAAAUAAAUGAUACGAUAGCAAAAAACAAGGAACUUUAUGAGAUUAAUCCUCCAGAGCUACCUGAAGAAGUCAUUGGGUCUCCCAUUCCAGAGCCAAGACAACGUUCCAGGUUAUUAAGAUCUCAGUCGGAAAGCUCUGAUGAAGUUACAGAGCUAGACCUUUCACAUGGGAAAAAGGAUGCUUUUGUCUUGGAGAUUGAUGAUACAGAUGCAAUGGAAGACGUACAUUCUUUACUGACAGAUGUUCCACCACCUUCUGGUUUUUACAGUUGCAACACAGAAAUUAUGCCUGGUAUAAAUAACUGGACACCAGAAAUUCAAAUGUUCACAGCAGUAAGAGUAUCCAGAUUAAGCAACAUUAACCUAACAAAUCAAACCCUUAAUAAGAACUUUAACGAUCUCUGUGAGAAUCUGUUGAAGAGCUUGUAUUUUAAACUACGAUCUAUGGUUCCCUGCUGCCUUUGUCAUGUAAAUUUCACAGUUGCUCUACCAGAGGAUGAAUUAGUUCAGAUUGCAGUCACAGCUGUUGCAAUUACAUUUGACAAAAACCAAGCAUUGCAAGCCAACAAAGCCCCUACAGAAAAAUCACAGCAAAGAGCAUCUACAGACAAUGAAGAGCAGCUACAAUUUCCAUUGGAACUUUGCUCUGAUCCCCUUGCUUCUCAACCAUUCUCACCAGCGAAAGAAGCCCUGGAGGGUGCAAGUUCCCACACAGGUAUUCCUGCGACUCAGAGAGCAACGUCAAUUGAUUACAGUUCCUUUGCAGACAGAUGCAACAGCUGGAUAGAGCUCAUUAAACUGAAAGCUCAGACCAUAAGGCGCGGAUCAAUUAAGACAACUGCUUCACUUGAGAAAGCAAGUCCAUUGGCUGAGGGAUACUUAAAGCACCGUUCUGUUCCAUCGUGUGCCAAUUCUACCGUCUCAGUUGUUAAGAUGACACCUCUUUCUUUUCUACCUGGGGCAAAAAUAACCAAAUAUCUUGGGAUAAUCAACAUGUUUUUUAUACGAGAAACCACUUCUUUGCGUGAGGAGGGUGGUGUCAGUGGUUUUCUCCAUGCUUUUAUUGCUGAAGUAUUUGCAAUGGUGAGAGCUCAUGUUGCAGCUUUAGGGGGGAAUGCAGUUGUCUCAUACAUAAUGAAGCAGUGUGUUUUCAUGGAAAAUCCAAACAAAAAUCAGGCUCAGUGUUUAAUAAAUGUCAGUGGCGAUGCAGUCAUCUUCGUACGUGAAUCUGAGUUAGAAAUGUUACCAGUACAACCUUCUACAGUUACUUCUCAACCCACAAGUUCUGGAGGAGAUGUCACAACGUGAAGACAAAAAAGUGAAAUAGUGUCUGCCAAAUAUAAAGAUUAUUUAAAAUGUGGGAAUGUUUAGGUUUGCAUCUUCAAAAUCAGUAUCUCCCCAUAACAUUAAUAGCCAAAAUCCAAGCCAAUCGCUAUACUUCGUCCUUUAACUUUAUGUGAUAGUCAGGGCAGCAUAUUGGCAGGUACGCUCUGAUCCCUUUGUUAGAAUUACAUGCCCCUGUGAAAUCUAGUCAGCAGGCGAAGCACUGAUAGAACGUGUGGAUUAAAAUAGUAGGCAUCGCAUGGAACUGUGAAAGGAAACAAAAAUUCUGUUGCGUUUUUCAGCUGUUCAACAGGACUGAUAAGUUGUAAUUCAGAACUGUUUCUGAGUUUGCAUAUUGUGUUAGCUGAUUCUCAGCUCGGUUUAAAAAACAAGAAGGGGUUGGGUGGGGGAUAACUGAGAAGCCUGUAUUAGCAACCCUUGCCGAAGGCACAAGAGAUUUGUGUGCAGGCUAAGAAAAUGUGGGCUGAAGUCUGAACUCUUAGAUCCUAGAGUGUGAAGAGGAAGAAGCAGCACCACCAAAAAGUCACAGUUUGAAUUUCUGCACAGUACAAACAUUUUUCAACAGCAGUUUGUGAACUGCUGAUUUACUUUUUUUUUUUUUUAAUUUCUACUAUACGGCAUAUGUUUCAAGGUUUUUUUUGCUGUUUGCUUUUGUUUUUAAAAAGGUGGCAGAUCAUGGUGCUGUGUUCCUAGUUAUCCCCAUGGUUAAAAAAAACAACCAAAAACGAACAAAAAGUUCCGAAGUUGUGUUUGGUGCUGUUAUAAGAGGUUCACUUCAAUAUUGCCAAAACAGAUUUUUUUUUUUUUUUUUUUUUUUUUUGGUGCAAGAUUCUGUGAAAGAAUUACCCUGAGGUUCAUUUUCAUAAGGCACGAUGUCUUGCAAAGGUGACAUAAACAGUCCUCCAAAAGUCAGUUAUACAGCGGUAUACUCCAGCCUCCUUUCUGUUUAACGAGUUGGAAAUGCCUGGCUAAUUAGAGAUUGAUGUAUAUUUGUGAUGCUGAUUUUUUUUUUUUUUUUUUUUUCUUCCCAGUACAGUAGCUGGGAAAUGAAGGUACCACAAAGAAAGGAAAUUUGUCAUUUCCAGUAAAUGUCUGAAAGGCAAUGAUAUUUUAGUGUAAAAAAUGCAAACUUUGAUCUGAAGAUGCAUUCUUACUUAAUUCUGACAAUACCAUAUGUGGAACUUGAACAAACGUGUAAACUUGAAUGUAAAUACUCUGCUUAGUGUUGAAAUUAAGCAAUGGCAUGAAUAUUUGUUAAAACUAAUUAUUUCAUUGUAAAUGAGCAUGAAAAUCAUUCUUGCACAAUAAAUUUCUGUAUAAAAUUUUAUGUGUUUUUAUAUGUGUAAUAGUUAAAUGUGUAUGCUGGAUACAUAUUAAAGAUGUCCCACCCCCGUU